UCGCGGCCCCCCGCUCCCUCCCUCCCCCCCUGACCCCCGACCCCCGCCGGCCGGCCCCCCGCCCCAGCCCCGGAGGGAGCUCAUGGGAGUAUGAAGGAGAUGGUAGGAGGCUGCUGCGUAUGUUCGGACGAGAGGGGCUGGGCCGAGAACCCGCUGGUCUACUGCGAUGGGCACGCGUGCAGCGUAGCCGUCCAUCAAGCUUGCUAUGGCAUCGUCCAGGUGCCAACAGGACCCUGGUUCUGCCGGAAAUGUGAAUCUCAGGAACGUGCAGCCAGGGUGAGGUGUGAGCUGUGCCCACACAAAGACGGGGCAUUGAAGAGGACUGACAAUGGAGGCUGGGCCCAUGUGGUGUGUGCCCUCUACAUCCCGGAGGUGCAGUUUGCCAACGUGCUUACUAUGGAGCCCAUUGUGCUGCAAUACGUGCCUCAUGAUCGCUUCAACAAGACUUGUUACAUCUGUGAGGAGCAGGGUCGGGAGAGCAAGGCAGCCUCAGGAGCCUGUAUGACCUGUAACCGGCAUGGAUGUCGACAAGCUUUCCAUGUCACCUGUGCCCAGAUGGCAGGCCUGCUGUGUGAGGAAGAAGUGCUGGAGGUAGACAACGUCAAAUACUGCGGCUACUGCAAAUACCACUUCAGCAAGAUGAAGACAUCCCGGCACAGCAGCGGGGGAGGUGGAGGAGGAGGAGGAGGAGGAACAGGCACAGGAGCUGGAGGAGGAGGUGGAGGCGGUAGCAGCGGCACCAGCGGUGGCAGUGGUGGUGGUGGCACAGGGGGAGGCGGUGGCAGCAGCAGCAGCAGCAGCAGCUUCCUUACUGGCAGGAGAAGCCGGUCAGCCUCGCCAACCACUCAGCAGGACAAGCACCCUACCCACCAUGAGAGGGGCCAGAAGAAGAGUCGAAAGGACAAAGAACGCCUUAAACAGAAGCACAAGAAGCGGCCUGAGUCUCCCCCCAGCAUCCUCACCCCGCCUGUGGUCCCCACUGCUGACAAGGUCUCCUCCUCAGCUUCCUCUUCCUCCCACCAUGAAGCCAGCACUCAGGAGACCUCUGAGAGCAGCAGGGAUUCGAAGGGGAAAAAGUCUUCCAGCCAUAGCCUGAGUCAUAAAGGGAAGAAACUGAGCAGUGGGAAAGGUGUGAGCAGUUUUACCUCCGCCUCCUCCUCUUCUUCCUCCUCCUCCUCUUCCUCCUCCUCUGGGGGGCCCUUCCAACCUGCAGGCUCAUCCCUGCAGAGCUCCCCUGACUUCUCUGCAUUUCCCAAACUGGAGCAGCCAGAGGAUGACAAGUACUCCAAGCCCAUAGCCCCCACCCCGUCAGCCCCUCCCUCACCCUCAGCCCCAGAGCCUCCCAAGGCCGACCUCUUUGAGCAGAAAGUGGUCUUCUCUGGGUUUGGGCCCAUCAUGCGUUUCUCUACCACCACCUCCAGCUCUGGCCGGGCCCGGGCCCCCUCCCCUGGGGAUUAUAAGUCUCCCCAUGUCUCUGGGCCCGGGGCCUCAGCUAGUACCCACAAGCGGAUGCCUUCCCUGAGUGCCACCUCUGCACCCACUGAGGUGACCCCUGAGACAGUCCUGAAGGAGAAGAAGCACAAAGCCAGCAAGAGGAGCCGGCAUGGGCCCGGCCGUCCCAAGGGCAGCCGGAACAAGGAGGGCGCUGUGAUCUCAGCUGCCCCCUCCCUGCCCGGGGCCCAGCUGGCUGGCUUCACCGCCACUGCUGCCUCACCUUUCUCUGGAGGUUCCUUAGUCAGCUCUGGCCUAGGAGGUCUGGCCUCCCGCACCUUUGGGCCUUCUGGGAGCUUGCCUAGCCUGAGCCUGGAAUCCCCUCUACUGGGUACAGGCAUCUACACCAGUAAUAAGGACCCCAUCUCCCAUGGUGGUGGGAUGCUUCGGGCUGUCUGCAGCACGCCCCUCUCCUCCAGCUUGCUGGGACCCCCCGGGACCUCGGCCCUGCCUCGCCUCAGCCGCUCCCCGUUCACCAGCACCCUCCCCUCCUCCUCUGCUUCCAUCUCCACCACUCAGGUGUUUUCUCUGGCUGGCUCUACCUUCAGCCUCCCUUCCACCCACAUCUUUGGAACCCCCAUGGGCACUGUUAACCCUCUCCUCACCCAAGCCGAGAGCAGCCAUACAGAGCCAGACCUGGAGGACUGCAGCUUCCGUUGUCGGGGGACCUCCCCUCAGGAGAGUCUGUCUUCCAUGUCCCCCAUCAGCAGCCUUCCAGCCCUCUUCGAUCAGACAGCAUCCGCACCCUGUGGGGGCAUCCAGCUAGACCCAGCGGCCCCAGGAACUACUAAUAUGGAACAGCUGCUGGAGAAGCAGGGCGAUGGGGAGGCUGGAGUCAACAUUGUAGAGAUGCUGAAGGCUUUGCACGCGCUGCAGAAAGAAAACCAGCGACUGCAGGAACAGAUCCUGAGCCUGACGGCCAAGAAGGAACGCCUGCAGAUUCUCAAUGUGCAGCUCUCCGUGCCCUUCCCUGCUCUGCCUGCCGCCCUGCCUGCCACCAAUGGCCCAGUCCCUGGGCCCUAUGGCUUGCCACCCCAAGCCGGCAGCAGUGACUCCUUGAGUACCAGCAAGAGUCCUCCAGGGAAGAACAGCCUUGGCCUGGACAACUCGCUGUCCACAUCCUCUGAGGACCCACACUCAGGCUGCCCAAGCCGCAGCAGCUCGUCGCUGUCCUUCCACAGCACGCCCCCACCGCUGCCCCUGCUCCAGCAGAGCCCUGCUACUCUGCCCUUGGCCCUGCCUGGGGCCCCAGCCCCGCACCCACCCCAGCCUCAGAAUGGAUUGGGCAGGGCACCUGGGGCAGCAGGGCUGGGGGCUAUGCCCAUGGCUGAGGGGCUGUUGGGGGGACUGGCGGGCAGUGGGGGCCUGCCCCUCAAUGGGCUCCUGGGGGGGUUGAAUGGGGCUGCUGCCCCCAACCCUGCAGGCUUGACCCAGGCUGGCGGGGCCCCCACGCUGCAGCUGCCAGGUUGUCUUAACAGCCUGACAGAGCAGCAGAGACACCUCUUCCAGCAGCAAGAGCAGCAACUCCAGCAGCUCCAGCAGCUCCUGGCCUCUCCGCAGCUGACCCCGGAGCACCAGACCGUUGUCUACCAGAUGAUCCAACAGAUCCAGCAGAAGCGGGAGCUACAGCGGCUGCAGAUGGCCGGGAGUUCCCAGCUGCCCAUGGCCAGCCUGCUGGCAGGAAGCUCUACCCCACUGCUGUCCACAGGAACCCCUGGCCUGCUGCCCACAGCAUCCGCUCCACCCCUGCUGCCCACCGGAGCCCUGGUGGCCCCUUCACUGGGCAACAACACAAGUCUCAUGGCCGCCGCCGCGGCGGCUGCAGCAGUAGCAGCAGCAGGCGGACCUCCAGUCCUCACUGCGCAGACCAACCCCUUCCUCAGCCUGUCAGGGGUGGACGGCAGUGGCAGUGGCCCCAAAGCUGGGACCGCUGACAAAGGAGCCUCAGCCAACCAGGAAAAAGGCUAAAUCCACUCCUGUUCCUACGUGGAGGGGGCAGAUCCUGGCUUGAGGGGUCCUAGCCUGAAGCAGGCAGGUACCUGGGCCCAGACCACAGAAGAGCCUGGCCCAGAGCCUGUGCUGAGACCCAGGGAGUGCAGGAGCUCCUGGUGCAGAGGAUGGAGCUCUUCUACCUGGCCUUUCCCUCUGUACACUGGUUGCUUCAGAGAGGUGCAGAGGGAGACCAGGCUCUAAGCCUGGCUAGGAGCCCAUAGGCUCAGCAAAUUAGGGGGGGGCUCCCUCCCCAAGAGUAAAGUGGGCCAUGGCAUGAGUGGGGAGGGGUUGGUUGGACCCACAUAAAAUGGAUCAGCACUUGAAUGGAGAGAAGUGGAGGGGCCCCAUGGGCCUGUCCCUGUGUGGAGAUCCCUAUGGAAGAAGGGCUGGCCCAUCUGACCUUCAGUUUCUUCCCAAACUGGGCAGAGGACAGGAGGAGUCUUUUUGACUAUUUCUCCCUGUCCCUUCUGGCACCAAGAGUCCUAAGCUGAGCUUGUAAAAACCUACAGACAGGAGGACUGAGGAAGGGCAGGAUAGCAUAAGACUCAGCCCAGGCUAGCCCUCUUGGGGCCCCCAGUGAUGGGGACAUGAGGGAGGCCCUUGAUGUCCUGCCCCUUGUUUGCACUAUUGGCUGGAGGAGUGCGGAGGGUGGGGAGAUGGAGCUGCCUGACUCCACAGUGAGAGAGAGAGAGAGAGAGAGAGAGAGAGAGAGAGUGUGUGUGUGUGUGUGUGUGUGUGUGUGUGUGUGUGUGACCAUCUGUCUGUCUCUUUCCCUGGACCUAGAGCCACGUAGGGCAGGGAUAAGAAGUGAUGGUCCAGAGGGGGUAGUUCCCAACUUUUGUUUGUACCCUCCCCAUCUCACCAACUCUGGUCCCUUUUCAGGGCAUGAAUGGUUAACAAAAACCAGAAUAGUACUCCAGUAUUGGAGAGUAACUGGGGGCUGGGGGUUUUGAAUCAGGGUAAUAUCCUGCCUUCCUUCCCCCAGGCCCCAUUGGGUCUUAGGGCCCCCUCAGGGCCCCCUUCCCCCAUGAAUAGUUUGGUCCUUUUUUGGCAUAAGGGAUUGGGGGAGGGGACAAGGGGAGUAAAGGGCCACCUUUAGCAAGUCUCUCCCACAAUGAAAGAAUGGCCUGCCUCCCAACCAACCCAACCCCCAUCAAUGAAGGGAGAUACAUACGUUGAUUUAACAACUGUCCUUUCACCCACCAGCUAUUUCCCUGGGUGUAGUGGGUGGUUCUCUCCAGAGCAGUGUCCCCAUCUGCCCAGGGCCUUUAGUGAGAAGGCUGAGUGGACACUGAGAGAGGCGGCCGAGGCCUGUGUCCCUUUCAGAUGCACUGGGUGGAGCUGAGGGUCAGCUUCCAGCUUUCCCUGAUGCUCAUGUCUGUCAGUCUGUGCAUGUGUGCAGUUUUGUGUGUAUCUGUUCGGGUUUUUGUUGUCAUUGGGUUUUUUGGUUUUUUUUUUGUUUCGUUUUUAAUAAAGAAAAGAAGAUGUGUAUAUUUUUGGCAACGACAAAAACGUAGUGCAGAUAUAUUUUUGCCUGUGCUGCUCAACUUUUUUUUUUCUGAUAAUGGAAAAUAAUAUUAAUAUUCCUGGUGAUAAGACUUUGUAAGAUAUUAGAGAGCUAAUAAUGGGCAGGGAGGGUGGGAACCUUCAGAGGUGAUUUCUUAGGCAUUUGUAAGGGCUUUUGGGUGGGGGGGGGACAAUUGUGAUGACCUCAAAAAUACUUUUUAUUAAUGCUAAGUAUCAGAAAGACAGGAUAGAAGUCGGCCUUGUAUCCAUCUUAAUCUAUUAAGCUCUUCAACUCCCUGCCCCCAAGCCACUGAAAAAAAUAACCUUGAGAAACUCUUAGAAGAGUUGCACAUUCACACCCACGCCCUUGCCCAAGGCUGGCCCUGCUGGGAGCUACAGUCUGAAAUCUGUUCUGAUGUCAAGAGGGACAUCCGCGCCGAGGCUGGGGGCUGUGUGGAAUGAGUGGGAAUGCUUUGGUGCACUGGAACCAAGCCACCACCACCCGCUUUCCCUCCCUACCCUAAUCACCUUGACCUCCAACUUCACUGAACCCUCUGAGUUACUCAGGCUGGGAGGAGGCCCUGGCAAAUAGUCAAGUUUGAUUUGAUUAGGGCCUGCAGCUAGGCUUGGGUUGGUGUUGCUUCUGGUAGUGACUCUUCCUUCUGGCUGAGCUCAAUCAGGAAAGCUGUGUAGAGCCUCAGGAGGAAGCGGGAUACUAAGGAUGGCUAUGAUGACCUCAUCCCUUCUCAGCCUCAGUCCAUCUUUUGAGAAUGAACCUGGCUGGGGGUGGGAAGGAUGCAGAUUUGUGGAGCUCUGUCUGGGGUGGGGGGUGGGGGCUUGGGGGAAGGAUGUGGUUUGUAGAGCGGAAAUGGGGUUUGAAAAUGCGUGUGUGGAGUAUGGUGUGUCACCACACCCUCAGCAAGGGGAUGGGAGUGGAGUGCUUGCUGAUUGCUGAACAGGUGCCAGCCAGGGGGUCACAGCUGGUGGGUGAGUGUCAGAGCUGGAAGGGGCUGUCUUCUACGAGUUGGAGCUGGCUCCUGCCUUCACAGAUGACAGCUCCAAGCCUGGGAGGCAAAUGCCCUGUGCAGAGCUGGGACCAGCCUCAGUAGCCAGUCUCCUGGUCUACAGCUUCCCCUUCCCAGUGCAUGGCUUCUGGGCUUCUUCAUGGCUGGCUGUUGGUGUGCAUCCCUGUGUGAGUGACUGCGUGGUAUGAGUGAGGGGCUGUGCCCAGGGUGGGAGGGUGCCUGUGUCGCUGACUGUUGUAGCUCAGAGCUGAUGGAUCCUCUCCAUAGACAUGACACUUUAAGGGUUGCCUUUUUAAAGUUUUCUUUUUUUCCCUCCCCCCCCCCCAGCCUUUGUGAGGUUUCACCUCCUGCUCCUGGGUUUACUGCUGCCUCUAGGUGCCCUGACCUUGAGGCUGCUGUAGACUCUUUUUAUAUGCCCACCCCAGCUAGGAGGUCCCAGGCAGCUCUAAAGAAAGGAGUAACCUUCCCACUUCCCUUUCCAAAGCUGGAAAUGCUGUCAGGUUUUCAAAGAUAGGCUUCCCCCCUUUCCAGCUUCCAGUGUCUUCCUUGGUGUGCAGUUGGCCAGAAUGAGGGGUAGGCAGCUUGCUCAGUUCUUUAUCCCAGCUUACUUCCAGGGGAGAGGUGCCUAGUAGGGUGGAGGUAACUCCAACAGGGAAUCUGGAGAGAAGAGGGUGCCUUCCCACCAUGUUAAUCUGGGUUAAAGGUGUGUCUAGCUCCCACUAGGACACUGUGAUCUGACUAAUGGGGCACUUCGAGUGCCCUCAGUUCUCCUUGGUUCCCUUUCCCCAGCCUAAUUUAGAAUUUAGGGUGGUGGGACUGGCGACCCAAACCCAGGGCCCUCUUCCAUCCCAGCCUCUCUCUUAUGUAGUCAACCUUCCCUUGGGGAGAUGGGAGGGGACUCCGCAGAUUGCAAACCCUGGGAGCUCUUUUUCAUUCUUUCUAAAUCCUUUAUAUCCUCAGCCCAAAAGGCAAUGCCCCUGCCACCUCCAAGCCUGGAAUUGUGCAUAACCCGGAUCUUGUAUCUUUGUAUAACGGAUGUUAUUUGUACGAAGGGCGGUUCCUACAUAGCACUUGUUCUUUUAAUAAAAGAAUGUUUUACAAAAAAGAAAAAUUCCAGCGA
Molecule: messenger RNA, 7134 nt
Organism: Dipodomys ordii (Ord's kangaroo rat)
Lineage: Eukaryota; Metazoa; Chordata; Mammalia; Rodentia; Heteromyidae
Gene: Mllt6
Product: myeloid/lymphoid or mixed-lineage leukemia; translocated to, 6
Exons: 20
Coding region: 91-3459 (1122 amino acids)
Biological process (GO): regulation of transcription by RNA polymerase II
Cellular component (GO): nucleus
Molecular function (GO): nucleosome binding; histone binding
Source: RefSeq, a predicted model, not a curated record